This is a messenger RNA of Erigeron canadensis, 1716 nucleotides long. RefSeq lists its product as uncharacterized. The record is from RefSeq and is a predicted model, not a curated record. The coding region runs from base 486 to 1538 and encodes 350 amino acids. Gene Ontology annotation, cellular component: endoplasmic reticulum. NCBI's taxonomy places the organism in Eukaryota, Viridiplantae, Streptophyta, Magnoliopsida, Asterales, Asteraceae. Gene Ontology annotation, molecular function: ubiquitin-like protein conjugating enzyme binding; ubiquitin protein ligase activity. The transcript has a single exon. Gene Ontology annotation, biological process: ubiquitin-dependent protein catabolic process.
AAAGUCAAAAUUAACACUAAUACAUCAAAGAUUCUGUAUCUAUAUCCUAACAUUCAUUCCAAUAAAUCACAAUCAUUUUGCAUCAAUUUGAGUGUCGAAUUCUUAUUCACUACGAGUAUUACUUGCUGUCCAAGAAUUCGCACCAAGGUUACAAUCUCAUAUUCUAUUCAAUUUCUUGAAUUGAAAUUCCUAAAUUAAUUCAUGUCUUUUAAGUUUUUUAAUUGCUUUUAUCAUUUUCUUGAUUUUGACUUUUAUUGAUACUUUGACUGCAAAAAGGUUUGACCCUUUUCACUCUUUCGUGUGCAAUCAAUUAGGAUUGCUAUCUGGGUAUGAUCCAAUUGCAAUAAAGUUUAGCCUUUUUAGUGUUCGGAACCAAUUUAUGAAAUUAGGGUUUUGUGCUGAGUUGAUCAAUGAGAUGAAAUAAAGUUAGGAUCUUUGUUUGAUUUUAGUAGUUGAAUAAAUUUUGUGGGUAUUGUUUGUUUGCAAUGGGAGAUGAAAACCCACAAAAUGUUAUGAAUCUUGAUUUAAAUUUGGGGCCUAUUGGUGAGAAUGAGCCAAGGGGUUUGAAUUUGGAAGAUUGGUUAGGUGGGCAGGUUAGGGAGUCGGUUGGGAACCGGAGUUUGGCUAGGCAACGAUGGAGGUCGAUAUGGAGGCCGGUUCUUUUUAAUAUGGAUAGUAGGAACGGGUUAGAAACCGGGGAGGGAAGUGUGGUGGCGGAUGAUGGGAGGCCGUCGUUGGAUGUGACUAAGACGUGUGAGAAUGGUAAUGGGUUACUAGAAAACGGCAUUGUAGGAGAGAAGGAAGAUGUUGUGAAGAGUAAUGGAGAUGAAGGUAGUUUUUAUGAUUGUAAUAUUUGUUUUGAUAUGGCGAGUGACCCUGUUGUUACUUGCUGUGGACAUUUAUUCUGUUGGCCGUGUCUUUAUCGUUGGCUGCACAUUCACUCUGAUGUUAAAGAAUGUCCAAUUUGCAAAGGGGAAAUGAAUACUAAAUCGGUAACUCCAAUUUAUGGUCGUGGGAACCCUUCACGUGUUGUCGAGGAAGAUGGGAGUCUAAAGAUUCCUCAUAGGCCUCAAGCUAAGAGAGUCGAGAGCUGGAGACAAACCAUUCAAAGAAAUGCUUUUACUAUGCCAAUGGAGGAAAUGAUUCGUAGGCUGGGGAGUAGAUUUGAUUUGACUCGUGAUUUGGUUCAGGGCCAUCCUCUUCUUCCUGAUAAUUCACGGGAAUUUUUGGAGAGGAACAACUCAUUAUUAAAUCGAUAUUUGACUUCUAGUGGAUUGAGAACAGACGACAAUCCUACAUUGGUGCCACCGUUUCAGAGUCAUCAAGAACAGACACCAUCAACAGAAGAUCGGGAUUCAGUGUCAAGUAUUGCUGCUGUAAUACAAUCCGAAAGCCAACAGACAGUUGAUACUGCAGCUGAAAUUGAUUCACGUGUAUCUUUAUCAACUUCUUCAUCUAGAAGGAGGAGUGAAUCUUCAAGGGUCUCUGAUGUCGAUAGUGGAGAUUCUCGCGCACCUAGAAGGCGGCGUUUGCACUAAAAAAGAACAUUUCAUUGACUAUUGGCAGUUUUCUUGCAAACCUGAGACUUCACCGUUAGCGUGUUCUCGGUCUAGUUAUGUUUUAGUUUCUGUAAAUAAUCCCCUUAGCUUUUACUUCAUAUAAUGUACGUCUUUCAUGUGCUAAAUAAUGUAUGAUCUCGUUUCCAUUUUUGAGAAA